This is a messenger RNA of Psilocybe cubensis, 918 nucleotides long. RefSeq lists its product as uncharacterized. Lineage: Eukaryota; Fungi; Basidiomycota; Agaricomycetes; Agaricales; Agrocybaceae. The transcript has a single exon. The coding region runs from base 1 to 918 and encodes 305 amino acids. The record is from RefSeq and is a predicted model, not a curated record.
AUGUCCGCUCACCCACGACCCAUGCAGCACCCGGUUCUACCUUGGGAAAUAACUGACGCCAUCAUCGACCACCUCCACUCCGACGUUCGAGCACUGGCAAUAUGCAGUGCGGUCUGCGCAGAAUGGCUCAUACGCAGCCGCCAUCACAUUUUUUCGACCGUCCAGCUGUGGCCCUGGCGGGCCCAACGUUUCUUCGAGCUUGCAGCGUCCAGGGAGUGCACGUUCGUGAACAAGAUCAGGUGCAUCGAGGUCGACGAUUCGAAAACGGUGAGGAAGGUGGAUGGAGAUGAGAGAGGAGCCGACGAACGUGGAGACGGAAUGACCUUUUUCGAGGCCAUGGCGCAUUCGCAUUUCUCAUGCUUCGCUCAAGUCCGGACGCUCAUCGUGCGCAACGUUGAUUGGACAAAGCACCCGCUGCGCCACCAGGCUACCCUGCGUACCCAUCUUUCCAAGUUCCAUCAAAUCGACAGGCUGGAGUUGCACGGCGUUGUAUUCCAUGACAUGCGCGAAGUCGUACGGGUCGUCGAUGCCUUCCCGGCGCUCUAUCACCUCACUGCGAAUGUCACAUUCAUGAAGAUGUUGGAGCACACCAUCGCUUCUGAGAUGACGAAUCACUUGACCAAUAAGCUCGGUUCACUUGACUUGGGAACUGAUGACAGUAUACCUGCACUAUUGAGUAGCGUCGUGUCCGCGGACCGUAAUCCUUGCUCAAUCAGGGAAUUGAACCUGCAGAAUAUAAGGUCAGAUCAUCUGAAGUAUGUUCAAAAUGCGCUCGAGAGAGCGGGGAGCAACCUACGACAUCUAUCCCUAGGAUUUGAGUCGGAGUUGGGUUCAAAAUCUUUGCAGGGUAUGAGCCCAUCUAACGUUGGGUGUCCAUUCCUAACUUGGUCUCAACAGAAAACACCGACCAGUUGUUAA